Molecule: messenger RNA, 2997 nt
Organism: Lithohypha guttulata
Lineage: Eukaryota; Fungi; Ascomycota; Eurotiomycetes; Chaetothyriales; Trichomeriaceae
Exons: 6
Coding region: 1-2997 (998 amino acids)
Biological process (GO): phosphatidylinositol biosynthetic process
Cellular component (GO): fungal-type vacuole membrane; PAS complex; endosome membrane
Source: RefSeq, a predicted model, not a curated record
AUGGACGCCAACGUCCAACGCUUGCUAACAGAUAAGCUCUACGACAAGCGGAAACAGGGGGCUCUCGAACUAGAAAAGCUGAUCCGAGAAUCACUCGCAACAAAGGACCAUGAGAGAAUACGAAAAAUUGUCGAUCAGUUGUGCCAUGAAUAUGCCUAUGCUGUUCACCAGCCGUAUGCACGCAAUGGCGGCCUCAUCGGCCUCGCCGCAGCCUCUAUAGCACUUGGUUCGGACGAGGUUGCCAGAUAUCUGAACGAAAUCGUACCGCCGGUACUCGCGUGCUUCACAGAUCAAGAUGCACGGGUCAGGUACUAUGCGUGUGAGGCCAUGUACAACAUUUCCAAGGUGGCUAAAGGCGAAGUCUUGCUGUCCGCCGAUUCUGAACUCUCAGUAAAGAAUGGUGCUGAGUUACUGGACCGUUUAAUCAAGGACAUCGUUUCUGAAUCGGCCGCUCAUUAUGUAUCAAUACUCAACUACGAUGAACAAAGGCAAGAGAAGGUGGACAACGACCGGUCCUCACAACAAUCGAGUGACGAUAUAACGCCGGCCUUCUCGCUCGCUAGAUUCGUGCCGCUUCUCGAAGAGCGCAUCCACGUUCUCAAUCCUUUCACAAGGCAAUUCCUUGUGGCUUGGCUAUCUCUCCUCGAUACAAUACCCGACUUAGAGCUUGUUCACUAUCUGCCAUCCUUCCUUGGAGGUCUCUUCAAAUUCCUUGGCGACCAGAACAGGGAUGUGAACAUUGCAACCCAAGGACUCCUAGAACGUCUACUCGCAGAGAUUGUCAAAAUUGCUAAGAUCAAAAGAGACGUUGCGGAGAGCCGGAGAAGUCGUCAAUUUGCUCGAGUGAGAAGGGAUUCUGCAAGCCAAACUCAAGCUACAUCUUCAGACGGUAGUGCCGUUGAUGACAACGCUGUCGAGUCAAUUUCUGAUAGUGACGGAGAAUCCAACGGGGACUGGAUCCCUGGCCAAGACGUGGAGAUUGAUCAUGCUGCAAUCCUCGAUAUUCUUCUCAAGUUCGUUGAUCCUUCGUCCAAUGACGAGUCUUCGUCACUCCUGCGAAUAGAGGGAUUGCCGAAGCAGAAAGAAGAGGAAAUUGGGAUUGUGGCUCUGAGAUGGAUUGAGACUUUCUUCGAAGUUGCCUCUGACGAUAUCUUGACGUUUAUUCCUAGGUUAUUGGGACAGGUAUUGCCUGCCUUAGCCUCUCAAUCAGAAGCGUUCUCCACACAAGCCGGAAGCGUCAACCGAGCCCUGAUAGACUAUGUGAUGGCUUACGAAGACCAGAACAAACAUAUUGAAACUCCUCCAGAGAACACGAAGGAGGUGGCGACGACCGGCACAACUGGCCACGGACAUCAGAAGUCAAUUGCUUCGAUUACUGAUCAGGACAUAGCACAAAUAGCGCCAUCCGAGAACACAGAGCAGCCUAAAAGUGAAGAGAGGUCACCCGAGGCUGAAGAAACACAGUCCAUCGAAUUCAAGCACGAGCUAGAUUACGCCGAGGCGGUGAGAGUGUUGCAGCUGCAGCUCCUUCACGAGAGAGAAGAGACGCGAGUUGCUGCUAUCAACUGGCUCCGCCUCCUACACAAGAAGGCACCGGAGAAAGUGCUAGCUCUGCACGACGGCACUUUCCCUGUGCUGCUAAAAACGCUGUCAGAUGCGGCCGAAGCAGUUGUUAUACAGGACCUGCAGCUAUUGUCUCAGCUCUCGAAGCACAGUGAGGACAACUAUUUUUCAUCAUUCAUGAUAGCAUUGCUGCAGCUUUUCUCAACAGAUCGUAAACUGCUCGAAAUUAGAGGCAACCUGAUUAUUCGGCAACUAUGCAUCAAUCUCAAGCCAGAACGAAUUUAUCGAACCUUUGCAGAUUGCAUCGAGAAAGACGAAGACAUUGAGUUCUCGAGCAUCAUGGUCCAGAAUUUGAACAACAAUCUUAUCACCGCACCUGAGCUCGCGGAGCUACGAAAAAGGCUUCGAAACAUUGACAACAAAGAUGGACAGGCAUUUUUCGUGGCGUUGUUCAAGGCGUGGUCGCACAAUGCAGUGGCAACAUUCUCGUUAUGCUUGCUCGCGCAGGCUUACGAGCAAGCGUACAAUCUUCUCCAGAUCUUCGCUGAUCUGGAAAUGACUGUGAACAUGCUGAUACAAAUUGACAAAUUAGUACAGCUGCUCGAAAGCCCAGUCUUCACAUUUCUUCGUAUUCAGCUUCUUGAGCCAGAGAAAUACCCUUACCUCUACAAAUGUCUCUAUGGUCUUUUGAUGCUCCUUCCGCAGUCGUCGGCAUUUGCAGCAUUGAAGAACAGACUCAACAGCGUGAAUGCGAUCGCACUCCUACAUGUGCCUCCAACACAGCCAACAUCGGCUAGAACUUCUGUUGCUGCCGGGUCUAGCAUACCCGGAUCAUCGACAAGUACGGUAGGACGCUUGGCAGGCCGACGCGAGCCUGGACCAGGAAACAUCAAUACCACGGGAGAGGUCAGAUGGCCUGAACUGCUAGACAAGUUCCGAGGCACACAAGAGAAAGCCAGAAAAAGGAAUGAGAGACUGCUGCGAGGCGGAGAUGAUGACGACGACGAGUUCGAGAGUAUGCCCAAAAUAGAAAGACGAACCAGGGCUCCAACUCAAUCAGCAGAUACAGAUGGUCAGCAAGGUAGGAUGAGUGGUAACAGUGGUCGGCAGAGUGUUGACAUUGGCCGACCGGGAAGUCGCUUGAGCAUGGAGCGAGGAAUGGUGGGCACAGGUGCAGGCUUCGGGUUGAGGCAGGCACCUAACAACAGCUCACAACGACCAGUUGGCACUAGAAUUGAGAGACGACCUGACACAGUUCCGGCAGCGGGAAAUAAUGAUAUAUACAGGCCAGCUCACAAGAGUCGGCACAGCUUGAUUGGCAAGUUUGGGAUUAGGAGUACAAGCAAGGACAAGGACAAGAAAGAGGAAAGGCCUGGAGGACAAGGAGGCGCUGGGACUGGAUUUGGCGGAAGUGCAUUGAAAAAGGGGCCUUGA